Molecule: messenger RNA, 1002 nt
Organism: Aspergillus saccharolyticus JOP 1030-1
Lineage: Eukaryota; Fungi; Ascomycota; Eurotiomycetes; Eurotiales; Aspergillaceae
Exons: 2
Coding region: 1-1002 (333 amino acids)
Cellular component (GO): Golgi apparatus; membrane
Molecular function (GO): antiporter activity
Source: RefSeq, a predicted model, not a curated record
AUGCCUUCGGGAGACGAGAAAGAAUCUCAGGUGCAUGAGGACCACGCCCGCCUUGAUCCCCCAGAGCAGACGCAUACCACCAGCAAGCGCACGCUCAUCUGGACCGCCAUUAAUAUUUCCGCCACGGUUGCCAUUGUAUAUGUCAAUAAAUCCAUCUUCUCCGACCCCUCCCUGUCGCAAUGUCACUUCAGCUUCGUCGCCUACCACUUCACCAUCACCGGCGUCCUGCUAUUCAUAGCACGGCGUGUCGCGCAGGAUGAAGUCGCGCCGACGAAGCUCUCCCUCCUCUCGAUUCUCCCCCUCUCACUGCUCAUGUGCGCAAACAUCGUCCUGAUGAACCUGUCCCUGGCACACAGCUCCAUUCUGGGCUACCAAAUCGUGCGCGUGCUACUGACCCCCCUCACUGCAUUGAUCCAUUUCUUCUGCUACGGCGCGACGAUCCCCUCAACCGCUGUCUUUGCCCUCGUUCCCGCCUGCGCAGGCGCCGGUCUCGUGACAUAUUCAAGUCUCAGCAAGCAUCCCCAUGCACCUACAAACUCUUCCUCCUCCUCUUCCUCGCCCCUCGGCAUCAUCUACGCCCUAAGCGGGGUUUUCUGCUCCGCGCUCUACAUCCUCUGGGUGGCGCACUACUACGCGCGAUUCCACGUCUCCAGCGUCCAGCUGCUGUACAAGCAGAUGCCCUUCUGCGCGAGCUUGAUCGGCGUGGUGUCCUUGUUCACGGACACGUUUCCCGCCUGGGAUUCGGUCCGGUCUGCCCAGUGGGGCUUGCUUCUCCUCAGCGGUGGCUGCGCGUGUUUGGUGAAUCUCUCCACCUUCUAUGUGAUUGGCGGCACCGGGCCGGUGAGUAGCACCGUCGUGGGGCAGCUCAAGUCUUGUCUGGUUAUCGGGUUGGGGUGGGUUAGUAGUUCUGGGCCGGUGGGGUGGGAGAGUGUUUUGGGGGUGGGUCUGGCCUCGUUUGGGAUUGUUUUGUACGCUGUGAGUAUGUGUCGAGUAGCGCAGUGA